Messenger RNA from Stegostoma tigrinum, 1288 nucleotides. Its product is annotated as ras-related protein ORAB-1. Bases 258 to 875 code for a protein of 205 amino acids. Gene Ontology annotation, molecular function: GTP binding; GTPase activity. The transcript is spliced from 6 exons. Lineage: Eukaryota; Metazoa; Chordata; Chondrichthyes; Orectolobiformes; Stegostomatidae. The record is from RefSeq and is a predicted model, not a curated record.
GGCUUGUUAUUUCCUGGUCGGGAGCGGCCGCCAUUUUGGGCAGUGAGUGAGGACCGAUUCGGAGGGAAGACGAGGGCCGCUCCCCUCCGUGACCACAGCAAAGAGAGCGAGAGAGAUAUAUAGGCCGACGCCGACUGAGUGCCGGGGCAAGGAGGGAGGCAGGGAAGGGGGAACCGUACUUGGAGCCGACAGAAAGAAAAUCAGAGACGGAGAAAGAGAAAUAAAACAAUUACAGCCGAGCGGGUUGCAACAGUGAGAUGUCAACCAUGAAUCCCGAGUAUGACUAUUUAUUCAAACUGCUGCUGAUUGGAGACUCUGGUGUUGGAAAAUCUUGUCUCCUCCUUAGAUUUGCAGAUGAUACGUACACAGAGAGUUAUAUCAGUACAAUUGGUGUGGACUUCAAAAUCAGAACUAUAGAGUUAGACGGCAAGACUAUCAAACUUCAAAUUUGGGACACGGCUGGUCAGGAAAGGUUUCGAACAAUCACGUCCAGUUAUUAUAGAGGAGCACAUGGCAUCAUAGUCGUAUAUGAUGUUACAGACCAGGAGUCAUUCAACAAUGUAAAGCAGUGGCUCCAGGAGAUAGAUCGUUAUGCCAGCGAAAAUGUUAACAAGUUAUUGGUAGGGAACAAAUGUGACCUGACAACAAAGAAAGUAGUGGACUAUACAACAGCAAAGGAAUUUGCAGACUCCCUUGGGAUUCCAUUUUUGGAAACCAGCGCAAAGAAUGCAACAAAUGUAGAACAAGCCUUCAUGACAAUGGCUGCUGAGAUUAAAAAGCGAAUGGGUCCUGGAGCUACAUCUGGUGGCUCUGAAAAGUCCAAUGUAAACAUCCAGAGCACACCAGUGAAGCCGUCCAGUGGGGGUUGCUGCUAAGCGUUUUCACAUUCUCCUAAUAAAUUUGAUUUAAUAGGCCCAAAAGUAAGAAACGUUGCCUGAAUUGUACUGUAUGUAGCUACACUACUGCAGACUUGCCCCUUCCCUUCCAGACACAAUCGGGGACUGAAAAGCCACUAUUGGCUGAGAUUUCCAACUUGAGACUAACUUCAUUUUCAGAAUGGUUUUAAACUUCAAAAGUGUUGCCAGUCAUUAAUAAUGUGCAUAAAUCUCAUAACCUGUUAUCAGAUUUUCCUGCGGUCGGUUUAUUAUAGAAAUUGAUUUUGUUUAUAAUGGCAUGUUUUAAAUGUCAACAUUGGAUCUGCUCUGAAGAUGAAGUUUAGCCAUUUCACAUCACGCAGCAUAAGUGUUUGUCAUGUUCAUUGACAUAAAUAAAGUUUAGUGAAAUGUUA